Molecule: messenger RNA, 1973 nt
Organism: Leguminivora glycinivorella
Lineage: Eukaryota; Metazoa; Arthropoda; Insecta; Lepidoptera; Tortricidae
Product: homeobox protein ceh-31-like
Exons: 3
Coding region: 386-1300 (304 amino acids)
Biological process (GO): regulation of transcription by RNA polymerase II; regulation of nervous system development
Cellular component (GO): nucleus
Molecular function (GO): DNA-binding transcription factor activity, RNA polymerase II-specific; RNA polymerase II transcription regulatory region sequence-specific DNA binding
Source: RefSeq, a predicted model, not a curated record
UCGAAAAUCGAACACCGCGUUCCAAAUUCGAAAAUUCAAAUUUAGGACCACUCUUAGUGGAGUGUUUCAAUAGAACAUCGCAUUCGAUUUUCAAAAAAUUAAGCGCAUCGUAGUGUUUUUUUUUUAAUUUGACUGUGUUUAGUAAAAUAGGACUAGUUCAAUCGGAUUAUCGGACGCUGAAUUCGAUUGACGAAAAACUAACCACACCACUGUUAUUGAAGUGUUUAUUUUUUUUUAAUUUUACUGUGUUUAAUAAAAUAGAACUAAUACUUAUGUCAUAAAAAUAGUGUGUGCGUGUUUUCAAUAUCAAACAUUUAACAUCAUUUUAUUUAUAGAUUUUACGUGUGUUAUAAUUUUGAAUUAAACAGUGAAACGGUGACUUAAAAUGGAACCACAGAUAGUAGAAUCCCAACCGAAAAAACCAAAACCGUUCUCUAUAGACUCAAUAAUCGGUAAUAAUCGAAAAUCGCCAGAAAUCGAUAUCGAGAACCAAGACUCCAGAAAUUCAGAGGAAGAGGAAGAGAGGAUGAGAUAUUAUUUACCGUUUCAGAACGGUAUGUCCAUACCGUUUCUGUUAGGGUAUGGGGAACCCUGGUUGUCCAGGGUGUUAGCGCCGGUACAGGAGAGAGAAAGAGAGGGAAAAACGGAGAGUCCUGUUAGUGUGGGGAGUGAGGAGAGCGACGGAGAGGAGCACACGCAAGGAAACGACUCGGAGCCCGACCAAGAGGACUCAACAGACCGCCGCGAGAGCAAAGCCCGUCGGCGGCGCACGGCCUUCACUUCCGAGCAACUUCUCGAGUUAGAGCGAGAGUUCCACGCCAAGAAGUACCUGAGUCUGACUGAGAGGUCGCAGAUCGCCGCUGCUCUUAAGCUUAGCGAAGUACAGGUCAAAAUAUGGUUUCAAAACCGUCGCGCGAAAUGGAAACGCGUGAAAGCCGGCCUAGCAUCCGGCAGCCACUCGGGAAAAACCUCAGGCACCAAGAUAGUCGUUCCCAUCCCAGUACAUGUCAACCGCUUCGCCGUACGAACACAACACCAUCAGAUGGAGAAACAGCAGUUCAGACUAGACCGUAACCAACCCUGCAGCUUAUUACAAUCACAAACAUCGGCUUUCUCCAAAAACGAGUUUUUAAAAGAAUCUAAUCCGUUCAAAGAAUCGAGCUUACCGAGUCCGUUUUUGAAAAGCGAAUCGGUAAUGGCGCGCAGCACUAUGUUCGAUGCUAGUAUGUCCGCUAGGUUGGCAAGUUUGAGUCAAGCCGCUAAUUUGAGGUUUGGAAAUCAAAAUGGCCGACCUAGCUAGUCUGGAUAGAUACAGGCUGAUUUUUUGUGGUAAUGAAAAUUAAUGCCUACUUUAUUAUCAUUGAAGCAUUAAAUAAAACUGUGCUACAUAAAUAUUGUAUGGCUAAUGCUAAAGUGAACCAUGUUGUCAACGAUAAUUUGUCAUAUUUUUUACUAAAUCAUGGUUGUUUCACCGAUUAAUAAUGAUUAUAUUGUGUAAUAAAUACAAACGAAUUCAAUGUAUAUUUUUUACAAGUAUUUUUAUUUCAAUUCUCAUAAAUUAACAAAACCGGAAGCAAAAUGUAAACAUACAGUAGCUGUCAUGCCGUCAGAUACAAACUUAUUUUGGAAAGGUUAUGGUACCUACUCACAAAUUUGAGAAUAUCCUUCUAUUGUCAAUUAUGUGUCUCCUACGCAUAUACCUGAUGAGGCCUGUAAUCCAAACGCCAUACAUAACUAUGAAAAAAAAAAACAACAAACCAAUAAUCAAAUUAUGUAUCUUAGGUAUAUUUAAUAAUAUUGAUUUAUUAAGAGUUAGCCUGCUUAUGGGUUGUAUACUGUAAUAAAUUUGUGUUAAAAUCAUUGCAAAUAUAUUGUAAGUACGUUAAAAAAACUGUUAAGUGUAAAUUAUUAUGUAUAAGCAAUGCCUAUCUAUAUUGUAACGGAAAGUAAUAAUUAGAUAAUAAAAAAGUGUG